This is a messenger RNA of Didymella exigua CBS 183.55, 1548 nucleotides long. RefSeq names its product FAD-binding domain-containing protein. The transcript is spliced from 5 exons. Gene Ontology annotation, molecular function: FAD binding. The record is from RefSeq and is a predicted model, not a curated record. The coding region runs from base 1 to 1548 and encodes 515 amino acids. Lineage: Eukaryota; Fungi; Ascomycota; Dothideomycetes; Pleosporales; Didymellaceae.
AUGGUCUCUCCUAAAUCCUCUUUCGUUGUCUACGGCCUCGCACUCCUACCGGCUCUCGUGACCAGUUCUCCUAUCGCGUCUGGGUAUUUUGAGAGAAAACUGUUCUCGCGAGAUAACAUAACUGCAACCACAGUCACGGCUGAGCUGGGCCCGCGGCUUUCCAGUGGAUCGCUAGUUUUCGGGUCCGACAACCCACAGUGGUCCAAUGCAACCAGUAGAUGGAAUCGUUUCGUGCGGCCUGAUGUCCAGGUCGUUGUGGAACCGGCGGCGGAGUGUGACAUAGCCAAAAUAAUCAAAUACUGUAACGACAAUAGCUUCGAAUUUCUCGUGAGGAAUCGUGGACAUGGAAUAACGUCUUCCUUGUCAGCCUUCUCGGGUAUACAAAUCAAUGUGGAAGGGCUCCAAGACAUUACUGUUCAGCCAGAUGAGGAAACUGCCGUACUCCAAGCUGGAACAUCUGGUGGUCAGGUCAUAAGAGAGCUUUGGGAUCAGGGUUAUGUUACCACUACUGGAGCUACACAAUGUGUUGGCAUCAUGGGUCCAUCAUUAGGUGGUGGCCACGGGCGCUACAAUGGACUCUAUGGCUUAGUCACAGAUAACAUCCUGCACUACAACGUUGUCCUGGCAAAUGGCACAGAGAUCGGUGUAAAUGAGACGAGCCAUUCGGAUCUUCUCUGGGCCUUGAAAGGGGCUGGUCAUAACUUUGCCGCUGUCACGAGUAUUGUGAAGAAAAUCUAUCCCAAGGACAUCGACACAUGGCAUUUCCACAACUAUACUUGGACACAAGAUAAGCUAGAGACCGUAUUUGAAACGCUAAACACUUUCCACAAAAGCUAUAAUGGCACUACACCUCCUAAGAUGGGUGUCAACUACGGGUCCAUCAUUAUGGACAGGUCUGUGAGCACAGCUGAGGCGGUGCUGAAGUGGGGCUUCUAUUAUGCCGGCCCCGCAAUCGAAGCAGAAGAGCUCCUGAGACCAUUCAACGCCAUCGGUGCUGUCGCAGAGGACAUGAUUGACCUCUCAUACCCCGAAGUAUCUGACCUCACCAGUGGAGACUGUGUUUCUGGCGACUUAGCCAUAUCCAGUGUCUUGACACUAGAGUACAAUGCCACAGCGGAACGUGCACUUUACAAUCAUUACAUCGCAAAGGUGGCCGAAUACCCGGAACUUGGUGCCACCGCCUAUCUUUGGCAUGAAGGCUACGCUACUGCCGGAUACCAGGCUAUUCCUUCCGAGUCCACCGCUUACCCUCACCGGGAGGAGAACCACAUAAUGUUCUUCGCCACCGCAGUUCCGGAGGGAUCUGAACUGCUGGACGCGGCAAACGUGUGGGCCAAGGAGUCAACGGACAUCUGGAACGAUGGCCAGCCCGGUCGUCGGCCUAAGUUGUACGUGAACUACGCCAUGGGCCACGACUACGAGACACUCGAGUCCAUCUAUGGUUAUGAACCGUGGCGCUUGGAAAGACUGCGCUCGCUUAAGGUUGCAUACGAUCCAGAGGACCAUUUUCGCUUCUUUGUUCCCAUUGUAUCCAAUUCGACGUCAUAG